Molecule: messenger RNA, 8105 nt
Organism: Gadus chalcogrammus (walleye pollock)
Lineage: Eukaryota; Metazoa; Chordata; Actinopteri; Gadiformes; Gadidae
Gene: ythdf3
Product: YTH N6-methyladenosine RNA binding protein F3
Exons: 6
Coding region: 597-2516 (639 amino acids)
Biological process (GO): mRNA destabilization
Cellular component (GO): cytoplasm
Molecular function (GO): N6-methyladenosine-containing RNA reader activity; mRNA binding
Source: RefSeq, a predicted model, not a curated record
UCAGAACAACAACGAAGCAUAAACUCUAGUAAAAAAUACUUGGUAAUAAAUACCCUAGAAUUUAAUGCAAUUAUGCACCUACCAACUAACACCAUGUCGAUUGUCCAAAUAACUUCCAAAAUGUUAGGAAUGCAUUUUGCAUUCAAUUAUAUGCAUUAAAUAUUCUAUGCAAUACAUCUUAUGCAUUAAAUAUGCUUAAUCGUGUGGCGGUGAGUGCGAUGCUCUGUGUGUAACAUGACUCAGAGCGUCACCGGCGGAAGGUCACGGAGCAGAGAGCCCGACGGAAGCGGGACUCAAAGCCUCUCCGCCAUUGUAGAACAUGGUACAGGAGAUCUCAGUAAAGCACUACUCGGUUUUACGUUAACGAUAGACCACGUAGCUUCUCCCGACGCGUUUGGACCCGCUGAGAACACACGGUCUGCCAUCGGAGUACGGUAAAGCCCCUCGCUGCUGCCAGCUCCGACGACGGGCGGAGAACCGGAGAACGAGCCGCCACCGAGCCGCCAGAGAGCCGAGCCGCGCUAGGGAAGCACCGGAGCGCCCAGCAGGAUACACCGGGGACAGGCGGAGCAGCGAUCGGGUUUGGUUCCUGGAGGAUGUCCGCUACAACAGUCGACCCGAGACCGAAGGGACAAGGAAAUAAAGUGCAAAACGGAUCAAUGCAUCAAAAGGAUGGUGUGAACGAUGAUGACUUUGAGCCAUACCUAAGUGGUCAGACAAAUCAGAGCAACAAUUACCCUCCAAUGUCCGACCCUUACAUGCCCGGCUACUAUGCUCCCUCCAUCGGCUUCCCCUACUCCCUGGGAGAGGCCGCUUGGUCCACCGCCGGGGACGCGCCCAUGCCCUACCUCACCACCUACGGCCAGAUGAGCAACGGUGAACCCCACUACAUCCCAGACGGUGUGUUCGGCCAGCCGGGCGCCCUGGGCAACACCCCCCCCUUCCUGGGCCAGCACGGCUUCAAUUUCUUCCCGGGUAGCGCAGACUUCUCCACCUGGGGCACCAGCGUGUCGCAGGGCCAGUCCACGCAGCAGAGCUCGGUGUACAGCAACAGCUACGGCUACGCCCCCAGCUCCCUGGGCCGGGCCAUCGCCGACGGCCAGGCGGGCUUCAGCAGCGACACGCAGCUGAGCAAGGUCCCCGUGCUGAACAGCAUGGAGCAGGGCAUGGCGGGGCUGAAGCUGGGCGCCGACAUGGGGGCGGCCGUCACCAAGACCGUGGGCUCCCCGCUCGCCUCCGCCGCCGGCAUGAGCAGCAUGGCUGCCAACGCCGUCCCCCAGUCCGUCAGCUCCUCCGCGCCCAAGCCCGCCUCCUGGGCUGCCAUCGCCAGGAAGCCGGCCAAGCCCCAGCCCAAGGUCAAACCCAAAGCCAACAUGGGGAUGGGCUGUGGUGCGGCCAUCCCCCCUCCCCCCAUCAAGCACAACAUGAACAUUGGCACCUGGGACGAUAAGGGCCCCCUGGGUAAGGCCCCGAUGGCCCAGGCCAUGAUGCCCCCCCAGACCAUGGUGCAGCAGCCCCUCAUGGCCCAGCACCAGCCGCUGCUGCAGAGCCCUCUGCCUCCACAGCACCCUCAUCAGCACCAACAUCCGCACCAGCACCAACACCAACACCAGGCUUACCACCUCCAGUCUCUACAGUCCCCCCAGCACCCCCAGGCUCUGCCCCCCGGUCCCCCCCACUCCCACCCCCAUCCCCACGCCCAUCCCCACUCCCACCCCCACGCCCACCUCUCCUCCCAGGCCGGCCCGCCCCAGGCCCUCCAUCAGCACCAGCAUCAUCAUCAGCAGCAGCAGCAGCAGGGCCCUCCCCCGAACCGCUGGGUGGCCCCCAGAAACCGGGGCGCCACGUUCAACCAGGGCCCCGGGGCGGAGGGCUUUGCCGGCAUGGGCGGCGUGGCUAUGAGCGCCCCCCCAUGCUCCAGCGGAGAAGUGCACCCGGUGCUUGAGAAGCUGCGCACGCUCAACAACUACAACCCCAAAGACUUUGACUGGAGCCUGAAGAACGGCCGCGUGUUCAUCAUCAAGAGCUACUCGGAGGACGACAUCCACCGCUCCAUCAAGUACUCCAUCUGGUGCAGCACGGAGCACGGCAACAAGCGCCUGGACGGGGCCUACCGCUCGCUGGGCGGCAAGGGGCCCCUCUACCUGUUGUUCAGCGUAAACGGCAGCGGCCACUUCUGCGGAGUGGCGGAGAUGCGCUCAGCCGUGGACUACAACGCCUACGCCGGCGUCUGGUCGCAGGACAAGUGGAAGGGCAAGUUCGAGGUGCGGUGGGCGUUCGUCAAGGACGUUCCCAACAACCAGCUGCGACACAUACGCCUGGAGAACAAUGACAACAAGCCGGUGACCAACUCCAGGGACACACAGGAAGUGCCUCUGGAGAAGGCCAAGCAGGUGCUUAAAAUUAUCGCCACCUUCAAGCAUACCACCUCAAUCUUUGAUGACUUUGCACACUACGAGAGUCGCCAGGAGGAAGAGGAGGCUCUGAGGAGGGAGCGGAGCCGGAAUAAACAGUAACCUUCAAGCUGGACGCUCUCUACUAGAACUGCAACUCAUAUGGACGUAGGACCUUAUAUAAUUCGCCCAACCGGAACGGAGGGCGGGCUUUCUCUCUUUCUCUCUCUCUCUCACACUCUGUCCCUCUGUCUCUCUCUAUAUGUGCUUUUUGUUGACCAUGUGUCUGAACACCACCGUGAAUGGACUCGUAUGUUAGAGUUGAGCGGUGCAUCGAAUAGGUCCGUGUCUCCUCUUCUCCCUCCCCACCCCCACUGUCCCACUAAGAAGAAAACUUCGUAACCCCCCCCCCACACACACGUUAGGUUGUUUGUCUCUAAAGCACUUUUUUUUUGUUUUCAGUUGGGUCAUCAUUAAUAACCUCUCAAAUUACCCCCAUAAUUUCUCUAACUUUGUCUUCUUAUCUUCUUUACUUAUAUUUGUGAUUAACUGACUAACCAAGCGUAGUCAGAACAUUUCGCUAGUUAUUUGUAUUAUUAUUUUUUUCUUCGUUUUAUUAAUGCCUCAAAAAAAAUUAAGUCUGGGAUGCUAUUGGUGAAGUGAAUCUUCUAUGGAAGGGAUUUAAGAUGACCUGUCUAAAUAAAGCCUACUUGAAUCUGUAUUCAGCUGUCUGCUUCUUCCUGCUUCAGAGGCUGCGGUUGAUUGACAGGUGGAUCGGCCAAUCUGUAAUACACCCCUCCCCUCAAUAACGCUUGACAUCCAAUGUCCUCUCCCUCUCUGUGUGAUCUGUUUCUGUUCCUGUGAACUAACGGUUACGCUAUGAGCUUGUUAGCACUAGCCGAUAAAUAUCUCUUUGUUGCAUUUUGUUUUUCUUUUUCCCGCUCUUGUUAUCCUGUCACUAAAGUUAAUCCCAGGUCUCGUGGUCUGCUGUUCAACGUACUGUAACUCGGCAAAUCAGACACCGCUGUCACUGAACCACACUAGCACUUUUUGGAGAUCAACCCCCCCCCCCCACACACACGCACACACAAAAUCAUCAUCUGUUAUGGUGUUUAAUCGUGAAGUUAUUCACUAUACCUAGAGAACCAUCAGCCAUGUUUAAAAGAAACCAACUACCAACAUGUAUUCUGUUUCUUGGAGGAGGGCGUAGGAGGCUGUUAGUCUGGUAUCCAACUCAAAAAUUACUUAUCUUCUGAUGUAUGCAUUCAAACCACCGUAAGAAUAUAAAUUGUUGUGAAUACUUAAACGUGAAAGUUUUGAAAUCAACUUGAGCGGUCUGUAGACAGUCCCCCGUCUAUGCCUCGGGCUAGCGUGACACUAGAGGAUCCAGCCAACUAGCUGUAGCCACAAACCGCUACAUGUGGUAUUUACUCUUCCUUUAAUUACAUUAAUUGCCCCCUGAAAACAAUUAGGCCUCAAUAUCAAAGACAUGUGUGCGCCAUAGAGCCUGACGAAGGGCCGUGGCAUUUCCUGUUUACACACAGGUCUGAACAGGACAGGGUGGGUGACUGGAGACAGAAUGGCUUUUGACUGCCAGCUGCUCUAGUUAUUUUGUGAUAUUAAAAAUGGAUAAUGAUAUACAUUAAAAUAUGAAUGACUACUAAUCUAAUUAGUAAAUUAUUUGAGUGUUUUGAGUGUUUAAUUAGUACUAGAGUUUCCGCACACGUGUUGCACACGCUCAACCUGUAGUUGUAAUUAUUCCAAUAGCAAUAAUGUGGGAUCUCCAGUCGAUAAUGUAACACAUUUUUGAGCGCAUAAUAUGAUAAAAAAAUUCUAAUAAUGUUACAACGUAUAACAUUUUGGUUAACUUUUUAUGUAAUGAAGCAAGCAUAAUAAUUUCCUCCUUACGUUAUAAAGCAAACAUCAUAAUUUUCUACCUAUAAACCGUUUUCACACAUUUUUGCCACAUUUGUAUACCAGAAGAUUCUACCCUGAGGGUGUUUCAUACUUAAUGCUUUAUAUGCGGACAUCGAUGUCAUUUAGUACACAUGCAAAAUAAAUAGAUAGGCUACGACUUCAAAUUGACUGUGACUUUAGUGUACGCAUUCAAAUUCUGCAGUUAGGUGCUAAAGACUUUUACCACAAUAAUACCUUCAUACUGCGCUGCAAUAAUUGUAGCAAAAGGAUUUGUGCACCUGUAACACAGAUUUGUGUACUCGUAGACCCUAUUUCGUGUUUACGAUGGUAUAAAAAAGACAUGAAGACAUGGCUAACUCCCGCGGCUAUGGUUCCAUUGCAAUAUGGACUCACUGGCGUUUUUCUUUUUUCUCGGGUUGGGUCGGGUUUGGGUCAUUAUCGGCGCAUAUUUUUGCAAACCGGACCCGCGCAUCACUACUAACUAGCUAAUCCACAUUUGGACCUAGCACUAGAAGACAACCCCUAAACUCCAACCUAGCUAGCCUGGCUCACUCUCGCGCAUCUGUGUUCGCACUCGUGCAUGAUUGCGCGUCCAUGUACUUGGAAUGGGUGGAGUGAGAGUCAGCGUUUAAGGAGAGGGGGUCGGACCAUUUGAGUUGUGUGUUUUCAACAUCUGCUGGCGUUUCGCAAAUCCCAUAUACCCAACCUUUAAAUGUUGCUAAAAUGAUGCGUCAUAUAUUCUAGGGGUGGGAAAAAUAAUCGAUUCUUCGAUGCAUCGCUAUUCUCUCUAAAACUAUUCCGUCUCGAUGCAGAUCAAUUAAUAAUCGGAAUUCUAAUAAAAAAUAAAAGAAAAAAUAUUUUUUCUUUUAAAUUUGUUUGCCUGCUGCAACAAUCUGUUCACCAGAGAGAGAUGAUUUUAGUAAUUUUAAAAUUAUUUUAUUUAUCUUCAGUGUGUAUUGGCCAAUGGGAUUUGUCUUGACACGAUUGCGAUUGCAAACUCACAGCCAGACAAAAGAACUCCUUCUAAUUCAAGAGCAUCUUUUUCUUUAAUGACAUAGAAAAGAAAGAUUAGAAAGAAAAGAAAACUGAACCCUAUUUUUUACAUACUUCCAUAUCAACCUGGUCUCACAGGAAUCCGUGAAAUGACUACGGACGAAUAACUCGAAAUCCGUGGCCACAUCACGGAAACACGCCGAUUUCCGUGAUGUGGCCACGGACACAUGACACUGUUAUUCCGUGGAUUCCCCUUUCAAUCUGUGUGUGUGCUCCCGUUUCAAUCUGUGUGUGUGCCACAUUUGACCACAGCGGGGGCUUAACUCCAAAUCUGUGGUGGUCUGACGGAAUCACUUCAAUUGUCCGUGAUGUGGCCACGGAAUUUGCUCCAAUGCAAGUAAAUGACACUGUUAUUCCGUGGCUCACGGAUAUCGGCGUGUUUCCGUGAUGUGCCCACGGAUUUCGAGUUAAGCGUCCGACCGUAGUCAUUUCACGGAUUACUGUGAGACCAUGUUGUUCCAUAUUGUUUUGUAAUGCAAGCUGCAUUCAUUAUUGCAUUUUUCAUAGAAAGUCAUAUUUGUGACAAAAGCUUUUUCUCUAAUAAAAUAUUAGAAAAGUUAAUUCAUCUGUUGAUGUCUUUAUGAUCAUCACAAAAGUAGGAAGUGAUUAGCAAACUCUGAGUAGCAAACUCAGAUGUAUAUAUAUAUUUUUGAAAAUCACGCAUGGAAAUGUACAUAAAAAAAUUUGUUCGAUAAUCGUUUUAGAAUCGAAUCGUUUACCUCAUAUUCGGAAUCGAAACGUGAGGUGCCAAGAGAUUCCCACCCCUAAUAUAUUCCGUUGCAUCCACAAAAUCUGAAGCAUCGAUCGAUGAAAGAUUGGUGCAUGAGUUAGAGACAAAUAGAAGAAACGACAAAGAAGAAAGGUGUCGCGAACGACUGCGUUACCAGAGAAAGAGCGUAUAUUUUUGCUUAAUUUCACAUAUAACUAACACUUGGACAAAUGUAGUUAAUUUCUGUGUUUAACUGAGAAAAAAAGUGAGUGGAAGGAUGGGACCCUAUAAUGUUCAGCUGACUGUUGUAAUAAUAAUAAAAAAAACAUUUUCUAUGCACGUGCAACUGUGAACUAAUUUAUUGCAAUUUAUUGUAUGAUGUGUGCUUUUAGGGGUUAUGAUAAGACCUAUCUUUAAGCGUUCAACAAAAAUGACUCGUAAAAGCAGUGCCAACAUUUAAUUAUGUUUGAACCCAGUGGUUCUCAACCUUUUUUGAGCAAACGCCCACGGCACUCCCACGGCACUCCCUUGCCUCCCGCCGUGCCCCGUCAAUGAAUGAAUGCCCGGGAACCGCGGGCACCGUGACAGCGGCCCAGGCAACGCGGGCACCGCAGCCCGGGAACCACGGGCACCGCGAAAACAGAUUGCGUGCAGAGUUAGGCCUGUAUAUUUUGUAGGCCUAUUUGAAAUACAACAGUGUUUUCGUGGAGACCACGCUCAGAGAAGCUGGAACUGAACAACUGCGAGAGGAAGGAUGAAAACGGGCUAUAAAAACAAAAUUCGUUUUUUUUUUAUUUGUUUGAUUGUGUUGUGUUGGUUAUUGAACUGUGCAGGACCAAACCGCGCUGUAUGACCACUGUUACACUGAGCCUAUUUAUUUCAGGUAGCCUAUUUUUGCAAGCAAAAAAAUUUGAAAACCAAGAAAGUUUGAAAUCUCAUCUCAUCUCUCAUCAUCUCAUCGUCAUCCGCUUAUCCGGGGUCGGGUCGAGGGGGGAGCAGCUCAAUCAGGGGGCCCCAGACUUCCCUUUCCCGGGCCACAUUGACCAGCUCUGACGGGGGGAUCCCGAGGCGUUCCCAGGCCAGUGUUGAGAUAUAAUCUCUCCACCUAGUCCUGGGUCUUCCCCGAGGUCUCCUCCCCACUGGACGUGCCUGAAACACCUCCCAAGGAAGGCGCCCAGUGGGCAUCCUUACCAGAUGCCCGAACCACCUCAGCUGACUCCUUUCUAAGUAAAGGAGCAGCGGCUCUAAUCCGAGUUCCUCACGGAUGGCUGAGCUUCUAUCCCUAAGGGAGACGCCAGCCACCAUUCUGAGAAAACUCAUCUCGGCCGCUUGUACCCGCGAUCUCGUCCUUUCGGUCAUCACCCAGCCCUCAUGACCAUAGAUGAGGAUAGGAACGAAGAUCGACCGGUAGAGCGAACGCAAUACCGCCCCCGCUGCUCCGAUUCUCCGGCCAAUCUCACGCUCCAGAGUACCCUCACUCGCGAACAAGACCCCGAGGUACUCCUUCACUUGGGCUAAGGACUCACUUCCUACCCGGAGUAAGCAAUCCACCGGUUUCCUGCUAAGAGUCAUGGUCUCAGAUUUAGCGGUGCUGAUCCUCAUCCCAGCCGCUUCACACUCGGCCGCCAGCCGAUCCAGUGAGUGCUGAAGGUCACAGGCCGAUGAUCCAAUGAGGACCACAUCAUCUGCAAAAAGCAGUGACGAGAUCCUCAGACCACCGAACUGCAACCCCUCGCCACCACGACUGCGCCUCGAUAUCCUGUCCAUGUAUAUCACAAACAGGAUUGGUGACAAGGUGCAGCCCUGGCGGAGACCAGCACCCACUGAGAACGAAACUGACUGGCUGCCGAGAACACGAACACAGCUCUCGCUUUGGGAGUACAAAGAUCGGAUGGCCCUGAGGAUAGACCCCCUUACCCCAUACUCCCGCAGCACCUCCCACAGUUUCUCCCGGGGGACCCGGUCAUACGCCUUCUCCAGAUCCACAAAACACAUGUAGACCGGAUGGGCAUACUCCCAGGCCCCCUCCAGGA